AUGGGAAGCUCCUGGUGAUCUGGGCACUUUCUCCUUCAUGUCACUGACCUGACAGGUGCCGCUUCAGGACAUGGAUCCCAAAGGAGCAAGAGGUACCAGGAAGCACCGCUGAUCUGCACAGACCCCUUUGCCUGCUGCUGCCCCACAGGGAACAGGGAGCUGCUGAGGAGCCACAUGGUCCAUCCCUGGAUUCUCCAAGCACUGACUGCCCAUCCACUCUGACUACAGCCAGGAGCCACAUCCCACUGCCUGCCCAGCGUCCAUCCAUGGAGGUGAGCACCAUCUCCCCGUCUCCUGCCUCACCCACUGAAGAUUAUCUGUGUGAGAUAGAUGUCACCAACGUGGCUGUAGACAGUGUCAUGCUGCUCAUCUGCCUCUGUGGGCUGGCCGGGAACGGGGCUGUGCUCUGCCUCCUCCACAGGAACUCCAUGACGCUCUACUUCUUCGACCUGGCCUUUGCUGACUCCCUCUUCCUCCUCCUCAUGGUGCCGUCCACCCUGCUCUGCCUGCUGGAGAACAUGUCGUGCUCCACCAUCAUGCCCCUGACUUACUUGAGGACACUUUUCCUGCUGUCACUGCUCCCCUACAACCUGGGGCUGUACCUGCUGACAGUAACCAGCAUUGACAGGUGCACAUCCAUUCUCUGCUCACGCUGGUACGACAGGCACCGUCCCCAGCGUCUUUUGGAGGUGGUGAACGUCCUCUUAUGGGCCCUGUCCAUCGGUUUCACAGUCACCAUUAGUUCUCUGUGUCUCUGCCAGGAGCACGAGCACUGCCAGGGAGCUCACAUCUCCAUGUACGCCCUCAACCUCAUCCUGUUUGCCUCAGCCAUGGUCAUUUGCAGCACAGUCCUCUUUGUUAAGGUCAAGUCUGACCCCCAGCAGCAGCAGCCCAGGAGGCUUGACACAGCUAUCCUCCUCACUGUGCUCUUUGUCCUCCUCUUUGCUCUCCCCCUCAGCCUCUGCAAUUUCCUGCAGCAGCUCGGUUACACGGUUGUGCCCUCCCAGGUGGUUUUCCUGCUCACCUGCAUCACCAGAAGCAUCAAACCCUUCAUCUACUUCUUGGUGGGGAGCUGUGGGAGGGACUGCUCUGUGGAGAGCUGCAGGAGGCCUUCCUCCAUGCAGUCCCUAAAGAAGGCACUCCACAACGUCUUUGGGGAGCCAAAAGAAAACACUGCCCACAACAGUGCUGCUGCUGUGGACACAGCAGUCUGAGCCUGUGUUCCCUUCCCCUGCUCUGCUGAAGGAUCCUGAGACAGUGGCUGAGGGUUUCCUUGAGUCACCUGAGCAGGAACUCUCCCAUUUGUGGCACUCGGAGGAUCCUUGAAUUCCCACCGAUCCUGGGCGGAUUCUUCCACUCCUCAAGGCCUAACCCUUGGCCUGGUGAGGAGCUGCAAAGGUAUCCAGAGUGAGAAAUCCAGAAGGGAAUUUUUCACAGGGACUUUGCACUCACUGUUUCUCUGCAUCCACACACGUGUCAUAUUUCUUGUUUCAUUGACUGGAUAUCCUUUGUAAAGUUUUUUUUCCAUGGUGUGCCUGUAUGGUCAGGGCUAGAGUGAACCGGGCCAAUGAACUCUGGUGUGCUGAUGCUCAAUAUUAAAUGUGGUUUUUACUGAUCCCCUUGGCAGUGACUUUUUCAGCGAUCUCAAACACUCGUUUGGAACACUCCCGCGGUGUAAUCCUGCAGGAGAAGGGAGCAGCGGCAUGUGGGAGGGAUGCUCUGAGGGGAGCAGGGCUUUCCUCCUCCCUCCCAAGUCCUAGAACACCAUGGCCAGGACGGGCAGAGACGCUGCCGGGAGUCCCGGGUGGAGCAGGGAAGGAGCGGGGCUGCCGGGUUGGGAGGUGGCCCGGCCGGGAGUGAUCUAGGGUGUCCGAGGAGAUGAAGAAGGGUCAGGAAGGGUCAGGAAGGGUCGGGGGGCUCGGAGGCUGCCUGGAUGCUGGCGAUCCCAAAUGUGGCCACCGGAGGGCAGCAGAGCCCCACGGGCCGCGCUCGGAGCUGGGAGGCGCCGGCGGCCCGGAAAGCGGCGGGACGGGAGAGGAUGGGGAGAGGAUGGAGUGGAGAGCGCCACGGGCAGCAGGGAUGAGGAUGGGAUUGGGAGAGGGCCAGGAAGCUCAGCCGAGCGCCCUUUGGCCCUUUGGGAAGGUUUUGGCAAUGAUCCCGGAGCUCUUCCCAGAAUGCGAAAUGUUUCUGACGAGCAUCCAGCGGCUUCAUCAUCAGCACUGCCGGCACUGCCGGCAUUCCAGUGCCACCAGCACCACCAGCAUCCCUCUGCUGCUGGAGGGACGAUGACCCCGCAGUGAAGGGAAAUGAGGAAUGGUAGAAGCCUGUUCAGAGAGGAGAAGCAAUUGGAGAAUGGGAUAUUCUGCAGGGGAGGAAUGUUUCUAAUCAGGGGGAAAUGAUGAGCCAAUUGCAAAAUUCUGUUUGCAGUGUCUGGCAAAAGCCACUUCCUUAGUGGACAAACACCAAAAAAAAAAAAAAUCACGAUAAAUGACUCGGUAGAAAUGGAAUUCUGACGUAGCCAAAGAUGCAAUUUCCGACUCCCCCGUGAUUCCCCCGAGCCUUGGGGAGCAACACCAGGACAAAGCACAGAGAGGAGCCGGCUGGACGGGAGUGGGGAGCUCCUGGUGAUCUGGGCACUUUCUCCUUCAUGUCACUGACCUGCCAGGAGCCGCUUUAGGACAUGGAUCCCAAAGGAGCAAGAAGUACCAGGAAGCGCCGCUGAUCUGCACAGACCCCUUUGCCUGCUGCUGCCCCACAG
Messenger RNA from Passer montanus (Eurasian tree sparrow), 2758 nucleotides. Its product is annotated as mas-related G-protein coupled receptor member H-like. The record is from RefSeq and is a predicted model, not a curated record. Bases 267 to 1214 code for a protein of 315 amino acids. Gene Ontology annotation, cellular component: membrane. Gene Ontology annotation, molecular function: G protein-coupled receptor activity. The transcript has 3 exons. Gene Ontology annotation, biological process: G protein-coupled receptor signaling pathway. NCBI's taxonomy places the organism in Eukaryota, Metazoa, Chordata, Aves, Passeriformes, Passeridae.